GGUUAUUUAAGACGGCACUGGAAAUAUGCCUUCUGACAAUCACCAAACCGUAUUAUUAGUAGAUAUGUAAAUGCAUCACUGGAAGUCUUCUUGUUUUAGGUAUCAGCCUAAACCAACUAACGGUUUAAUUGCCAAAUAAAAAGAAAAGAAGGAUGCAAAAUGAGAAAAUAGGAAAAGAGGAGAGAAAAAACAAAUAAGUAUAUGGGAAAGAAAAGUUAUUUGACAUUAAAAAAGCUACUAUUUCUAAUUCAAUUUAUCAGUUAUUAAUAAAAAAUUUUGCUUUUUUGCAGUGGGAGUGAUACUUCCGAUUUUGCUUCAGAUUUUCAGCAAGAAUGCUUGGAUGCGCACAACCGAUUUCGAGCACAACAUCAGAACUGUCCAACGCUGUCGCUUAGUAAUGAACUGAGUCGUUAUGCUCAACAAUGGGCCAAGCACUUGGCUGGUACAGGCCGCCUGGAACAUCGGCAAGUGCACACCUACGGUGAAAAUUUGUAUACAUGUUUUGGCAUGGAGGUUAAUGGCUCAACGCCAGUACAACGUUGGUACGACGAGAUACGCUGCUAUGAUUUCUCCAAACCAAAUUAUAAGCCGGGAACAGGACAUUUCACACAAGUGGUGUGGCGGGAGAGUCGACAGUUGGGAGUGGACAUUGCGACAAGAGGCGAUACUACGUAUGUUGUUUGUAAUUACAAUCCACCUGGUAAUAUAAUUGGCAGUUUUGAUAGUAUGGUGCCACCAAAGAAGUGAACGCAGGGUAAUCAGCGCUCAAAAUGUGAUAGAUUUUACUAUAUGCGUAUAUUCUGAAAGUUUAAUUUACUUAUACAUAUAGGAAGGUUGUAGUUAAGGUGUAAAAGUAUGAGUGUAUUUUAAACGAAAAAAUUAAAAAUUUUCCGUCUAAAUUACAGUCAUACUAUUCUUUUCUACUGCAACUCCUCAGCUAUAUAAAUAUUUUGUGACUUUUAAAAACAUAUUCCAAAGAGAUAUUUUUAAGUUGCAAUACUAGAUUUUAGAAGUUACAAUGUACUUUUUUUACACGAAAUCUUUUGUAUAAAAUAUAAUGACACCAAAUUUGGCACUUCUUAUUUCGCGAAAUUU
This is a messenger RNA of Rhagoletis pomonella (apple maggot), 1095 nucleotides long. Its product is annotated as Golgi-associated plant pathogenesis-related protein 1-like. The record is from RefSeq and is a predicted model, not a curated record. The transcript is spliced from 3 exons. Bases 508 to 747 code for a protein of 79 amino acids. Lineage: Eukaryota; Metazoa; Arthropoda; Insecta; Diptera; Tephritidae. Gene Ontology annotation, cellular component: extracellular region.